CCACGUAAUCAAGUUUUUGUACGGGAUAAUAAACAAUAAAUAUUUCCAAAUUUUCCGUAUCUAAAAAUUCAAAACAAAAUGACAGAACGUACAUCUGCUGAUGAGAAAAACUAUCAGCUGCUAACCAAAGAUAAUAAUCUUGAAUUACCAUUAAAAACAGAAAUGAUAAUUCAAGAUAAAAUCAUAAAAACUAGUGAAAAAUCAUUUUUAUGUGAUUUAUGUGGCAAAACAUUUUCAACGCAAAGUAAUGUACGAAUGCAUAAACGUAUACAUACCGGGGAAAAACCAUUUUCAUGUGACGUAUGCGAGAAAACUUUCGUGUAUCGACAUCAUUUACUUACGCACAAACGUAAACAUACCGGGGAAAGACCUUUCGCGUGUGAUGUCUGUGGAAAAACAUUUACUUUAAGCAGCCAUUUAAUUGGUCAUAAACGUAUUCAUACCGGUGAAAAACCAUUCGCAUGUAAAUUUUGUGCGAAAAGAUUCACUUUACAAAAUAAUCUAACGCAACAUUUACUCACCCAUACCGGAAUUAAACGUUUCGAAUGUGAAAUCUGUGAUAAACGAUUCGCACAAAAAAAGAAUUUAGAUCAUCACAAACGAACACAUACCGGUGAAAAACCAUUUACGUGUGAAAUUUGUGCGAAAAAAUUCCCAUAUCUUGGUAGUUUAAAUAAACAUAAAUUAACGCAUACCGUGGAACAACGAAUACGUAAGAAACCAACGGGACGUAAACCAACGUUUGGAAAAAAAUUAUCGAAAUUAUUCGCAUGUGAUUUAUGUAAAAAACGUUUUACAUCGGAAAAACAUUUAGCACGGCAUAAAAAACUUGAAGCACAGAAAUAUUUAUGUAAAGUGUGUUUGAAAACAUUUAAACAAAAAGAUAAUUUAGAUUCGCACAUGCGAUUACAGCAUGUGAAAAAUAAACCGUAUUCGUGUGAUGUUUGUAGUGCGAAAUUUUUUAAUCAAAUCGGUUUAUGUGAACAUAAAAAGGAACAUGGAAUUUUCAUCGAAAAUAAACAAAUUAAACAAGAAAAUAAAGGGAAACCGUGUUUUUCUUGGGAUAUUUAUAAUGAAAAUUAC
Chrysoperla carnea is the source of this 1083-nucleotide messenger RNA. RefSeq names its product gastrula zinc finger protein XlCGF7.1-like. The record is from RefSeq and is a predicted model, not a curated record. NCBI's taxonomy places the organism in Eukaryota, Metazoa, Arthropoda, Insecta, Neuroptera, Chrysopidae. Gene Ontology annotation, molecular function: DNA-binding transcription activator activity, RNA polymerase II-specific; RNA polymerase II cis-regulatory region sequence-specific DNA binding. The annotation marks the transcript as partial. Gene Ontology annotation, biological process: regulation of transcription by RNA polymerase II. The transcript is spliced from 2 exons. Gene Ontology annotation, cellular component: nucleus.